Messenger RNA from Cylindrotheca closterium, 315 nucleotides. The record is from the annotation of a GenBank genome assembly. Lineage: Eukaryota; Bacillariophyta; Bacillariophyceae; Bacillariales; Bacillariaceae.
AUGCCGAAAGAUGCCGACAAUGCCAAGCAUGUCAGCAAAAGAUCCAAUCCUCUACACUAUGUAAAAUCCAGGGGUCGUACUGCUCUUAUUGCUGCACAUAAGAUAGACAACGAUUCGUUCGACGAAUGGAAAGAUGUCAUGGGCGAAGACAAUGGCUGGCCAUGCGACGACGCGAUUCUUGUCAUUCCUUUUAAAUGGACCUAUUCGUGGGACCAAAGGAAAGUUAGGCAGACCAAGAUGAGUACCUUGUUUGCGUUCUGUCGACAUUCGUUGAACCAAGGAAAAGAUAUCAUGGGCAAGAUGAGCAUGCGAUGA